AUGUACUUGAAAUCGGACACUACUCCGCAGACGAGGCUAAUAUCGCUAGCCUACAGUAAUAUCAUUGGAUACAUCUACCGUGAGGGCUCAAACUCUACUGCCCGCCCGUCUGGCAGCUGCUUGACCCUCAUCAAAAGAAACAGCCGGACACUUUCCUCAUCAUCGCAAUCCAAUGGAACCGGUGCACGCACCUCGCCCGUGGAUACCUCAGGACUCACGUAUGCUGCUCCCCAUCCACAACACCAUCAAUCUCUCGCCCCUCCCAAUGGUCGGCAGACAUUACCGUCCAGCGGAAAGAAGGGCAACAGCUCCAAGCAGUAUCUGCAUGUAGUCAACUGCCGUGAUGGUGGAAAAGAAGAAAUGCGCUGCGCUGCGCCCCCCACACCAGGUCCCUCAUCCUCGCAAUCGCCACGAGUCAUGAGCAUGUCCCACACGCGCGCGAGAGCAAGUGGCCAACAUGGCAAUAGCAGCACCGUCACGACGACACAGAAUCCUUAUACCAUCUGCAGGAUCUGCGGAAGACAAGAGGUGAAGUCGAAAUAG
Molecule: messenger RNA, 543 nt
Organism: Sphaerulina musiva SO2202
Lineage: Eukaryota; Fungi; Ascomycota; Dothideomycetes; Mycosphaerellales; Mycosphaerellaceae
Exons: 2
Coding region: 1-543 (180 amino acids)
Source: RefSeq, a predicted model, not a curated record